GAUGGUUGCCUGAAUUCCUGGCCCAGAUAGACCAGCUUCAAAGCGCCGACUAUCUAUUCCGUGAUUGUCCUUUUUGCCGUCGCUGUGAUACCGUCCCCGGCUUCGCCGUCUGCCCAGGAUCAUUUCCGGGCGUAUAUCUCCCUUCAACAGGCUCUCGUCCUGACGAGCGCUCAACGCGGGGCUGAGAUCGAUCGAUGACUCGGCCAGAAGAGCCUCUCAUCCCUCUUUGCCACUCUCUCUCAUCUGCGCUGACCAUGCUCGCUCUCGCCAUGUUGAUCGCUUUUGCUGCGCUUGGCGCUCGUAUGACCGAUGCAGUCGGCAAUGGCGGCGAGUGCCAACGACUCAUCGACGGCCAUUGCAUCUACAGCCCGCCGGCCAGCAAAAUGACACAGCCCAUGGCAGUUGACCUGUCCCGAGGCAAGAUACUCCUCAAGACUACAGGCGGUGGUGGUAGCCAGACUUAUCUGCUUGAUGAUCACAGCGACGGAUUCAUUGUGGUCCAUUGUCUCGGGGACGCUAAAGACCAAGCUCUAGAGUUCAGCUUCGAUGGCAGUCAGGCGUUUGUCGUCGGGCCGAUGACAGAUGGGAAAGCGUAUGCUUCAUUCUCAAAUAAUCCACGGAAGGUCGGCAAGGGAGCUGAGCAGGGUAGCAUGACCAAGGGGGUCGAUAUCAUCGUCGGAUGCGAGUAGCUAGCAGAAGGUGGCACUCUCCGUACCCUGUCGCCCACGCUCGUAGCGGGUACAAACGGGUACAAAACAAUCAAAGCCAAUAAGCGACCGCUGCUGACGAGAAGCUGAUGAUCGGCCAACGCUUGCCAUUGACCUGAAUGCGAUCUCCAGUGUGUCUUCUUACAGUUCUUACAAACUACAAUAUCUAACAUGC
This is a messenger RNA of Jaminaea rosea, 882 nucleotides long. RefSeq lists its product as hypothetical. The record is from RefSeq and is a predicted model, not a curated record. The coding region runs from base 195 to 689 and encodes 164 amino acids. The transcript is spliced from 3 exons. Lineage: Eukaryota; Fungi; Basidiomycota; Exobasidiomycetes; Microstromatales.